AUCGGAGGCCGGUGCAAGGAGCGCACGAACACACUGCGGUAUACAUAUUUCUUGGAAGCGGUCCUCCGCGGCCGGGGAUUCGCCAAAUUGCAGCACGAUGGACGACACGUAUGGCCGCAGGCGUUGUUGCUAGGAUUAUCGGGUCGCCUACACUUACCUGAGGGCCCCGAUCGAAUACGCGUCUUGGAUGCCAUUGGCGCCCUGGAGAACGCAAACCGCGAUUUUGCUCUCCUACGCAAUACGAUGACCCACGAUCCUAACAAGAAAAACUUCCGCGACGAGGCGUAUCACAACGUGACACGCAGCCGCGGCAAGCACCAGCAGACCGAGUCAAACCCAUGCCUGCGGAGCAUCGACUACUCGAACACGCGCCUGCAACGCGCGAUCUGCAAGCUCUACCGCGUCGACUAUACUUGUUUCCCGGUGUAUCAGCUGCCCGAGUGGUGUGUUAACCUUCCGCCGGAAGACGACGAUACCGAAGAACCUACUUCGCGCAAUGACGACGUCGACCUCAACCAGGAGUUCGCCGCUCGCUGUCCGGGCGUGACGAACGAGCGCGGCGGCUGUGGCUCGGCGGGCUUUGCCGAUGGCGCGUUGUCCGCGGAGGCCUGCCAGGCGAUAUGCCAGGCGACCUGGGACUGCAAAUUCUUUUCGUACCACGUGGAUCGUCCGGACAAGCGCUGCAGGCUAUGCAAGGACGACACUCACGACACCAAUCACCUUCAUGGUGUAAAGGUUAAGGAAUGCUCCAGUUCGGCCGAACGCGCGGCCGACGCCACGCUCCACGAAUGCUACUGGGGGCCCAAAUACUGUCGGCAGGACGACUUGGGCACGAGGCCCGAUGGCAAACGGGAGAAGAUACUCUCGCGUCUCGAGCCGCGCGCAACAUAA
Molecule: messenger RNA, 891 nt
Organism: Pelagomonas calceolata
Lineage: Eukaryota; Pelagophyceae; Pelagomonadales; Pelagomonadaceae
Source: the annotation of a GenBank genome assembly